AUGAGUUCCAAAAGUUCUUCCUUUCUCUGCUUGGCUCUUUUACUUGUAUUCUCUUCUGGUAUUCAUGCCUUUGACAUAACAAAUUUGUUGAGCAAAUAUCCAGAGUUCUCAACAUUGAAUAAAUACAUCACCGAAACCAAGCUUGCAGACCAAAUCAAUAGUCGCAACACCAUCACUCUCCUUGCUGUCGACAAUGGUGCUAUCUCUUCCAUUUCUAGCAAGUCCCCAGAAGUCAUAAAAGCCAUCAUUAGCACUAAUGUGAUCCUUGACUAUUUUGAUGAGAAGAAGCUCAUGGAAGCUCAAGGUGCCGGCCAACCAUUAACAACCCUCUUCCAAGCGUCAGGGCUUGCUGUGAACCAACAAGGCUUUAUCAAGGUUGCACUUAUUGGUGAGGGUGAGAUUGCCUUUGGUUCUGCCGUCAGUGGUGCUCCAAUUGAUGCUGAGCUUGUCCACACUGUCACCACUGAACCCUACAACAUCUCAAUUCUCAAGGUCACAAAACUCGUCAUUGCCCCUGGUGUUGAUUCUGUUGCUGCACAAGCCCCACAAGGAACUAGUGCCCCAGCAAAAAGUGCCAAGGCACCUGUGUCUUCAACACAGGAUACCAAAGCUCCCUCACCUGUGGCAUCGACACAGGAUGCUAAGGCACCUGUGGCAUCGACAAAGGAUGCUAAGGCACCUGUGGCAUCAACACAGGAUGCCAAGGCUCCUUCAAAGACAGCAACAUCGCCUUCACCUUCUGGUGAAAGUGAUGCUGAGUCUCCUGUUGCUGCUGAAGCCCCAGACAGCACAGCAACAAGCCCAACUGUGUCUGAGGCUCCUGCUCCAGGUCCCAUAGGUGAUGAAGCUCCUGCUGCAGAUUCUUCUCCUAGCGCCUCUUCAACCAUUAAGAUGGGUUUGGGUGGGACAGUGAUGGCCUUCGCUUCCCUCAUGAUUGUUUUGUAA
Messenger RNA from Abrus precatorius (Indian licorice), 945 nucleotides. Its product is annotated as fasciclin-like arabinogalactan protein 14. The record is from RefSeq and is a predicted model, not a curated record. Lineage: Eukaryota; Viridiplantae; Streptophyta; Magnoliopsida; Fabales; Fabaceae. Gene Ontology annotation, cellular component: plasma membrane. The coding region runs from base 1 to 945 and encodes 314 amino acids. The transcript has a single exon.